AUGCUUAAAUGUUUGGAGUGUGGAAAGAGCUUCAGUUGGACUUGCGACCUUACUGUGCAUCAAAGAACUCAUACAGGGGAGAAACCUUACAAAUACUUGGAGUGUAGAAAGAGCUUCUGUGAGAGUGGCACCCUUACUAAACAUCUAAGAAUCCAUUCAGGAGACAAACUUUACAAAUGCUUGGAGUGUGGAAAGACCUUCAGUCAGAGUGGCAACCUUACUGUGCAUCAAAAAACCCAUUCAGGGGAGAAACCUUGUAAAUGCCUGGAAUGUGGAAAGGGCUUCACUCAUCAGAAUAGCUCCCUUAGCGUUCAUCAAAGAAUGCAUAUAGAGGACAAACCUUAUAAAUGCUUGAAGUGUGGAAAGAGCUUCAGGCAGAGUGGCAAAUUGACUUCACAUCAAAGAACUCAUAAAGAGGGCAAACCUUAUUAA
Messenger RNA from Rhineura floridana, 432 nucleotides. RefSeq names its product zinc finger protein ZFP2-like. Lineage: Eukaryota; Metazoa; Chordata; Lepidosauria; Squamata; Rhineuridae. Gene Ontology annotation, molecular function: DNA-binding transcription repressor activity, RNA polymerase II-specific. Gene Ontology annotation, biological process: negative regulation of transcription by RNA polymerase II. The transcript is spliced from 3 exons. Bases 1 to 432 code for a protein of 143 amino acids. The record is from RefSeq and is a predicted model, not a curated record.